AAUGUGACAUUUCCAAAACGAAAACAUUUGCCUUAUUUACAUUGUUUACAUUGAAAGAGUCGAAAGACGACAUUUUCUAAACCAUUUCAUCAUAAUUAAUAUCGAUAUCAUAUCGAUUCGUUUUUAAUCUAUUAGCGCAAUCGGCACAGGUGCCAAACCGUGAUGUCUAUCUCCAAUCACAACACAUUGUUACAGAAUAUCGAAAAGCGAUACCUAAAUCCGGAUGGAGCCGAUGUAUGGUUCAUUUUUGAUGGUGAACGAAUUCCAGGCCACCGAAUCAUCCUAGCAUCGAGCCCAUGGCUAGAGAAUAUGUUUUUUGGAUCGCUAACCGAAAGCGGUGAAGUGAAUAUGAACAAUUCAAAUGUGUCAUCCAGAUCGUUUAAGGAAUUUCUACGAUAUGUCUACACGGGCAAAGCGAAUCUAACCAUGGAUAAUAUUAGAGAGAUGAUGUAUUUGGCCGAUGAAUCAUUAGAUCAGGAAAUUUUCGAUGAAUGUGAAAAUUUUUUGAUAAAAGAAAUAACCGUUGACAACAUAUUUUCUGUAUAUCAAUUGGCUUUGCGGCAUGAGAGAGCCGGUCGCUUGAAAACCGUUUGCGAAGAAGAAAUCUGCGUGAAUGCUGAAACCACAUUCAAAUCGGCCAGUUUCGAGCAAAUUCAAUAUGAUUUCCUAGAAAAUAUUCUGAAAUGUGAUUCCUUGGUGUGCGAAGAAAAGGAUAUUUUUGAUGCAUGCAUCGGAUGGGCGAAAGCUGCUUGCAGACGGAACGGAAUUGAUCAACACAAUCCGUUGAAUGUACGAGCUCAAGUUGGUGAAUCACUUUAUCAAAUUCGGUUUGGUUCAAUGACGAUCGGCAAUGCGGCCACUUGCAUCACAUCAUGCCCGGGACUAUUUUCUGCAGAUGAACUACAAGAAAUAAUGUGCUUGGUUGGUCACAAAAAUUAUUCCGGAGUAACGCGUUUCAAUUGGACACCACGGUAUUUCAGCUUGAAGCGUGAUGCAAGUCAUGAGUUGAUGUGUAACCGUUAUUCCGGCUUUAGAUCUAAUCAUGAUUAUUAUUAUUAUUCAUUUCAUAAAACCGAAUUCCACAAAUUUACUUGUAACCGGCGCGUCUUGCUGAAGGGAUUCACUUGCGAAUGCGAUCAGCGCGUAAGGAAGACAGCUUCUUACACCAUCGUUGAAAUGAAUUCCGUAGAAGAUUCCAAUAUUCGUUGCAAUGAACGAAAGCCUUUAGAGUUUUUUGAUGAAGUCAAACGUAGUAAAUUUUCAUACUCAAGUCGACAAGGUCAAUGUAUUGAUAUUAUCCAUCACAAAUCAUACAAAGCAAGUGUUAAACUGAAUAAUGCGAUUUUGAUCAGACCUGGCUACACUUACACGAUGAAUAUUGAAUUCGAAAAGGAACCACAGAAUCUACGACGCAGAUGCUUCUUCAAAAAUAAAGUUCGGGUUGAUCAUGACAUUGUGUUUCAGUUUUACGAAUCAAAAGGAAUUGUUUCCUCAAUCAUGUUAAGUCGCUUAGACAAUCGAAAAUACUUUCGCAAGAUCGUUCAUAAUCCCAUGAUGUGGUUUAAAUUGAUUUUGGUGCUUUUAGUGAUAGCUUACCUAAUACAAUAUGAUAUCAGUCAACCGAAUUCAAAACUUGUCCAUUUGUGGCAUUUCAUAAAAAGCCUUUUCAAAAAAUCGUAAACGUAGUGUGUGAAAACACACUGAAAAUGACGUGCAUUUAAUGCAGUUAAAUCAAUUGUUUAUGCCUUUUUACUGAAUUAUCAUUAUAAUUCAUUAAAUAUAUGUAUUGAAAUAAGAGAGAGAGAGAGAGAGAGAGAGAGUGAUUCUCUUUGAAUAUUUUGAUAAACUACUCCUUGAAAGUCUUUACAAUAGGUGUUGAAAUAAUAUUGACCAUAAUUUUACUGGGCUUUCCAAAUAUACAUUUUUCGUACAACUUAUACGUUAUAAAAUGAUAUAAAGCAAAUUGAUACGCGAUUCUAUCUUCUAACCAUUUGUUGACAUUUAUUUCUUCGUCUUUUGAAUUGAUAUGUUCAAAUAAAAAGACAUUUACUACGAAAUAUUUUCAUUAUGAAGCUCUUCGACAAAUUAAAAUAUCGAAAAUGAGAUUUGAUACAAAUGAACCUCUUCAUUUUUCGAUAUUUCAUUCACACCAUCUUGAGUCGAAGCGACAGAGUUUGUUUUAAUAAUUUUCUUUUUAACUUUACAUUUUUUCUAUGAAGUUUUGAAUAAAAUCUUUUUUUUAGUUUAAAAUAAAUUGAAAAGUAUUAUUUUAUGAUUUCUGUGUUUAGGAAGAAUAUUCUCUGUGACAAGAAUUUUGAAUGAGAAAAAUUGAAAUGAACUUAAUUGAAUAUUCGAAUUCGGAUUUUGAAAGAAUUGUCGACGGAAAUAAAAAAAUACAUACUUAGUAUGACUCCUUUGAAUAAAAUUGGGUAAAAAUGAAUUUAAUCGAUUAACGCCCUCUGUUAUGUGGUUUGUUUAAUAUUUACAAGUCAAAAGUUAUCCCAGUUUAUGAAAUAAAUGCUUUCAUACACUCAUAAA
This is a messenger RNA of Sitodiplosis mosellana (orange wheat blossom midge), 2538 nucleotides long. Its product is annotated as BTB/POZ domain-containing protein 6-like. Gene Ontology annotation, cellular component: cytosol. Bases 163 to 1680 code for a protein of 505 amino acids. Lineage: Eukaryota; Metazoa; Arthropoda; Insecta; Diptera; Cecidomyiidae. The transcript is spliced from 2 exons. Gene Ontology annotation, biological process: neurogenesis. Gene Ontology annotation, molecular function: protein binding. The record is from RefSeq and is a predicted model, not a curated record.